Molecule: messenger RNA, 914 nt
Organism: Adelges cooleyi (spruce gall adelgid)
Lineage: Eukaryota; Metazoa; Arthropoda; Insecta; Hemiptera; Adelgidae
Product: calcium-binding protein P-like
Exons: 3
Coding region: 135-725 (196 amino acids)
Source: RefSeq, a predicted model, not a curated record
GAUAUUACCGACAAUGAAGGUUCUCUGGCUAUUUAAACAGAGUCUGGGCACCCCUUGGACGCAUUACGUUCAUAGCAAAUGUGCAGACACUCUGAGAGCAAAUUCAACACUACCAAUAGCCGACUAUAGUCAACAUGAAGGUUUUGUGCGUUGUACUUAUCUUGGCCGCCGUGGCUUUCGCCGAAGAACAAAAAGAGGCGCCAUCGAAACGUCAAGCAUUGUACUCAGGAAAUGGACACGCUUUCUUACCGUCUGGACAAUACGGAUCUUACCCUUCGGCUUACUCCUCGUACGGUGCCUACUCAGGAGCACACUCUUCGUACUCUGCCGCCUACCCUGCAGCAUACUCGUCGCACUCCGGCGCAUACCCAGUAGCAUACUCGUCGCACUCCGGCGCUUACCCAGCGGCUCACUCGUCGCACUCCGGCGCUUACCCAGCAGCUUACUCUUCGCAUUUCACCGCUUACCCAGCGGCUCACUCGUUACACUCCGGUGCCUAUCCAGUGGCGUACUCGUCGCACUCCGGUGCCUACCCAGCGGCGUACUCUUCGUACUCCGGUGCCUACCCAGCAGCCCACUCGUUAUACUCCGGGGCCUAUCCAGUGGCGUACUCGUCGCACUCCGGUGCCUACCCAGCGGCGUACUCUUCGCACUCCGGUGCCUACCCAGCGGCGUACUCUUCGCAUUCCGGUGCCUACCCAGCGUCUUACAGUGGAGUUUACUAAUCACCAGAAUUCCUUGGUUCACAGAAUGUUGUCUACAAGAAAUAAUUUUUAAGAAACACUCGGGUUUAAUAAUAAAUACACGUAUAAAUUUAUAUUUCAUUAUAGAUUAAUGUAUGUAUACUAUAAGCUAAGAUAAAUCAAAUUAACCGUUUCAAUUUUGAAUAAAUACCUACCAUUACUUUUCUAUAA